Messenger RNA from Dicrocoelium dendriticum, 713 nucleotides. NCBI's taxonomy places the organism in Eukaryota, Metazoa, Platyhelminthes, Trematoda, Plagiorchiida, Dicrocoeliidae. The record is from the annotation of a GenBank genome assembly.
CACUGUGAGUUGGCCUUCGUGCUAACAGAGGAGCAUUAUUUUACUUCCAGCUAGUGUAGAAAUGGUGACCCUAAUGAGUGCAGUAUUUGUGCUUCUACAACAUGUGGCUAUUUUUCUUAUUAUUUCGGUUGAUUGUGCCAAAGAUUAUUCAUAUUUCGGAGCCCCUACACUGGAUGAAAUAUCGGUAAUGGUGACUGGCUUUGCGUAUGAGAAUGGCAAGCGAAUUUUGUGGGAUGACGCAGACGAAGACAGAGGAAAUUUGAAAUAUGCCAUGAUGUAUGCUUCUAUAUACAGAACAGUGAGAUUGACAACACUACUUACUCUUUUUAUCCGAACGAGGUCUUUACGCGUCCUGAAAAAAGAACAGGUCAUUCCAAGUCACGAUGUUCAAGCUCCUCAGCUAACAGACCAGCAAAGCACAUAUGGAUUAUCCUGCUGAUGAAAUGUACAAAGACUUUACUGUGAUAUGAUUGGGAAAAGAUCAAAUUUACCAACACAUGUUAUUAAACCUAACUGGUUUAAUGUUAUCCGAUUCAAACUGUGAGCCGAUAGCCACGAGCGCACAGGACUUCUGGUUUUCAUAAACAGACAGUGCCUUAAUCGAACAAAAUGCAGUGCAUAAUGCAACAUUAUUUUGAUUUACAAAAUGAGGUCAGACAAAUAAUCUCAUUUAUUUACCGAUUUUUUUAAUUCGAAAUAAAAAUCAAUUUAUC